Messenger RNA from Lotus japonicus, 939 nucleotides. RefSeq names its product bidirectional sugar transporter SWEET6b-like. Gene Ontology annotation, cellular component: membrane. The coding region runs from base 1 to 753 and encodes 250 amino acids. NCBI's taxonomy places the organism in Eukaryota, Viridiplantae, Streptophyta, Magnoliopsida, Fabales, Fabaceae. The transcript is spliced from 6 exons. The record is from RefSeq and is a predicted model, not a curated record. Gene Ontology annotation, molecular function: sugar transmembrane transporter activity. Gene Ontology annotation, biological process: carbohydrate transport.
AUGCCGACCCACGCCGCACUAGCACGUUCCAUUGUUGGCAUUAUAGGCAAUGUUAUCUCCUUCGGCUUGUUCUUCUCACCCGCUCCAACUUUCUACAAAAUUAUCAAGAAGAAGGAUGUGGAGGAGUUCAAGCCUGAUCCUUACUUAGCUACGUUGCUAAAUUGUGCGUUUUGGGUAUUUUAUGGAAUGCCCUUUGUGCACCCAAACAGUCUUUUAGUGGUGACCAUCAAUGGCAUUGGCCUUGUCAUCGAGUCCAUCUACCUCCUCAUAUUCUUCAUCUACGCUACAAAUAAAGGACGGAAAAAAGUGCUAGGUUGGCUUGCUGCCGAGUUUGUAUUCUUUGCUGUCAUUGUUGCCAUCACACUCUUAGUUCCUGGACUGCAUGGCACUAAACAUAGGUCGCUAAUGAUUGGAAUUAUUUGUGACAUCUUCAAUAUUAUGAUGUAUGCCUCUCCACUUACAAUCAUGGCGAAGGUUAUAAGAACUAAAAGUGUGAAAUACAUGCCAUUCUGGCUCUCACUUACUAAUUUCCUUAACGGCGUGUGCUGGACAUCAUAUGCUCUCAUCCACCCCUUUGACAUUUAUGUUCUGAUUAGCAACAGUAUAGGAGCAGUCUCCGGAAUUAUUCAGCUCAUACUAUAUGCUUGCUACUUUCGCAAGGGAGGAGAAAAUGCUGAAAAUGGUGAUGAUGCAUCCAAGCCAACUGGUGAUGAUGCCAACAAGACAACUGAUGAGAUUCGUCCACCAGUCUGAAGACAUCUCUGAUAUAGAAUGUUUUUCUUUUAUUUUAUUUUAAGCAUUUAAUUUUUUUCUAGAUUUUAUAAUUUUGAAUAGGAUGACAACACAUUUUUUUAUAUGUCUCGAUCUUGUUGUGUUUUAUGAAUAGUUUCGAAUUUCUCAUGUCAUUUUUUUUUAAAUCUCAAGUUACUUUUGUUUUGU